Messenger RNA from Suillus clintonianus, 668 nucleotides. RefSeq lists its product as uncharacterized. The record is from RefSeq and is a predicted model, not a curated record. The annotation marks the transcript as partial. NCBI's taxonomy places the organism in Eukaryota, Fungi, Basidiomycota, Agaricomycetes, Boletales, Suillaceae. The transcript has 2 exons.
GUGUUCUUGCUGGUCGCCCUCAAAGAGAAGUUGCGUUAUCUGAGCCUUGCACACAAUCCGAAGAUCGACGACGAUGCAAUACCAGCUAUAAUCCUGCUCACCAACCUUGGAUAUCUUUCGAUUCAGGCAACUGGAAUCUGCAUGCCUGGUUUUCGUCGGCUCGCAGCGGUAAUCUACACCGAGGAUCGCAUCAUUGACAUUGAAAUCCCAUUCAGAUGCGAGAAAUACAUCGAUAACCUACACAAGCAGUACCUCGUCGACCCUGGGUUACCUCUCAUCACUGAUCCCUCUGCAUGUCCGUUAUUAUCGAAUACCGCGCUCACUCGUAAUCUUCAAGCUCACGCCGACAUCAACCCCUCGAUUGUACCAACGGGAACGCGUCUAGAGAUGAUUGAGAGGUUGACAAAGCUCUUGGAACGAAGGUUGAUGGACCUCGUCGUGCGUAGUAUGAUUUGCGGAAGACCCGGGGAGGUCUGAGAUGGGUGCGAAAGCAAUGUGAAAGUUAUAAUAAUAACGAAGAGUGGCAUGAGUAUGAGUAUAACGCGGUGUUGCCGCGGUGUUCACGUUAGUACUGCGAUGGAAAUAGGCAUUAGGAAUUGCACGCGCUCCUCCUGGAAGGCGACGACACAAAGGAAUCACAUGCACAUAAUUAGCACUGUGUGAAUGAU